This is a messenger RNA of Mytilus californianus (California mussel), 12311 nucleotides long. Its product is annotated as centrosome-associated protein 350-like. Gene Ontology annotation, molecular function: microtubule binding. The transcript has 40 exons. Bases 186 to 8693 code for a protein of 2835 amino acids. The record is from RefSeq and is a predicted model, not a curated record. Gene Ontology annotation, cellular component: centrosome. Lineage: Eukaryota; Metazoa; Mollusca; Bivalvia; Mytilida; Mytilidae. Gene Ontology annotation, biological process: microtubule anchoring.
AUGUUACAAAAUGGCGGCGAAUUUUGGAGUUCGUCGAGGCAUGUUUGCUUAGCCAGUGUUUACAUUGUGAAGGGAUGACAGAAAAUCAUGCAAUCAGGAAGAGUAGACAUAUAUAAUCGACAACGCAAUAAUUGCUAACAUUUCCAUAUUAUAAUUCUCAUAAAUGUCCAUGAAAACGGCAAAGAAUGUUUAAAGGAAGGAAGGUGGCUAACCCAGUGGUACAGGGAGCUAGCAACUAUCCCAAAGAUACAGACAUUGCCAGAGCAUGGAACAAUGUAGGCAAGGCAAGAUCGGAGUUGAGGAAGAUAGAGCAUCGGCUAGGAGAUGUACACAGUUCUCCGGUGUAUUUAAAUGAGACAGGAAAUCCAAGCGUUAGAAACUAUAGUGCUCUCAUGGAAAAUUCAAACAUCAACGAGUUUCCUUCAGGGGCUGUUGUGGAUAAAUAUGGAAGAAGCAAUGUUAUGAGAAACAGAGAAACAAGAAAAAUCAGCAAAAAAGAUGACGAGAAUGAAGAAUUUACUUCAGCUUCUAAAAUGGAAGGAAAACGUGUAGAUUUUAGAGACAAACAAGAACUAAGAGAAAUUAACCCUGAUGGCACAUAUACUGACUUGCCACCAGGGCAAUAUAAUAAUUUGACAUUUCUCCGUCCUAAUUCACCGCCUAAUUCUGUACAGACAACACUCACUGACUCACGUGCUAUCAGGGAAACCGAAAUUAGAUUUCUAAACGAGCCUACCUCACAUACUCCACACGAUCAAAGACGUGUUGGGACAGAGAAUAGAUUAACUCAUGUCGAUGUUAUGGUGCCUGGUGCCUCCAAGUCUUCCGCCAAACAUACUACGCAUUAUCAGGGGACCCUCUCCACUCCUCAGGAAAACAAUAACGAAAUAAAAACUGCUGAAACUGACAGACUAUGGGAAACAGCUUCUACAGACUCCGCCCAGUCAGAUGACGGUUCAAUGAAACGAAAGUUUAAGAAGAGCAUUAAAGAUAUUGGAGAAGGUGGCUUGGCGAAAAUCAAAGAAAAGAUAAAGAGACAACAAGAGAAAGCUUCUCCGAGAGAAAACAAAGAAUAUGCUGAAGAUUAUGCAAUGGGAGGUACAGAUAUGAACUCUGAUCGACUGCUUCACAAUGACAAUGACCCGGUUCAGACCAGGUCAAACGAUUAUCAUACAGAAGGUCAAGACAAACACCCAAAAAGAAAAAUAGCAGCAGGCCACCCUCCACCUUCAUACAAAGGUUUUAGUGAAACAGAAGUGAAAUAUAAACACACGGAAGUAAAGCCAUUGAAAGAUGGAAAGAAAAAGGACAAGAAAAAGAAAAUUCUCAAGGCACAGAAAACACCGGAGCCACUGAAAGAAGAAGACCAGGAAAGAAAACUGACCCGUGUUAUAGCUAAAGCUAAUAAAAAAGAUACCAAUAAGCAGAAGAAAAAUGAAAUUAUAACGACAUCUUCAUGGAGAGCUGGACAAGAAUUGGUAAUGAGGGAGUUAGGGCCAUUAAAAACACGUAGAACAUCACAGACUUCUCAACCAGGUGACAUUGACCGAGGAUCACAUAUGCCUGAUGGGGCGUACGGAGGAGCUGAGGAACCCGAACCCCAAGAGAGGAAAACAGCAACAGACAUGGAGUUAGAAAGAGCCAGAGUUUUAUCGGCUGAAGCAAGACGUGUUCUCAGUGAUCUUAAUAUGGAUGAUGAAGAGAGAAGAAGGGAAGAGUCAUCAAAGAGAGCAAAGUCUGCAACAAAACGGAAAGCACCAAAACCUUCAGCUGCAGAAAUAGACAAACAUUCCCAGAUCAAACAACGACAUUAUGAUGCAGAAGAGAUUCGCCAUUACAUACAGAAAAAAAAAGCUGAACGAAUACAGAAACAAAUAGAAGAAGAAAAACGCCAAAAGAAAGCAGACGAACUUCGACGGAAACAAUUAGAGGAAUUGUAUACAAAACAAAAACAGACAGCAUCACAUCCUAAAAAAUUCAGGGACAUAAAACAUAAAUCCAACAAUGAGACAUUUUCACAUCCUAUGGCGCUAUCUGACUUGCCAAGACAUCAUCCUUUCCAACAUGAGAGGAGUCGGCAAAUGAUGACAAGUGAUUCUGAGAAUUUAGCAGCGGACGAUGAGAUGGAGAUGAGCGAUGGUAGUUCUACUCUUACGGGUGAUUCUAUGGAUGAAGGAACUCCCUUAGAUACUCCUAAAGGACAAACGGACGACAAGUCGAAACCUAGUCAAACAAGCCAAUGGAAAGCCAGUUUACAAAAAGAACAUGAAUUUCUCAUGGAAAAUAACAAUUCUAAAACUGUUGGUGGAUUUACGUUUAAUUUAGACAGUGUUUUUAAUAAAUUUUCUCAGGCUGUAACUAAUCAACAAAGUGAAAGUGAAAAUAGACCAUUAUCAGGGAAUUCUGGGUACAUUGGAGGAUCGGCUGUUUUAAACCCUCCCCGUCCUUCAGCAGAAGGCAGUGAUAGGACAAGAGAACAAAGGUUACAAGCUAUUAAGGAAACAGCAAAACAUUUACAAGAAAAAAUUCAAAAUGAGGCUAGAAAGCUGAAAGGGGAGGUGAUUGAAGAUGAUGGCAGCACAAAUCAAAGAUGGGCAUUCAACCGACAUGGUAACGAGGAGGACUUUGUAUCAAGAUAUGACAGAAUGACAGACGCUGCCAAUGAUUACUCAGUUUUUACCUCAAAUCUCCCAGGUAAUCAAAGAAAUUCCACAUUUAAUGACACUGAUGACAACCCUGUUGAAGCAGCAGCCAUUAGAAUCCAAGCUGCAUACCGUGGACAUACAGUACGACAAAAUCUUAACAGUUGGAAACUUCCAUCAGGACAAACUGUUGGGGGUCACAUCAGACGUGCUGGACAAGACGAGGAUGAAUCGUCAAUAACAGAGACGUCAACAUUCAGUGAGAUCACUUUAACAGAAGAUUCUGAAAAUUCACUUUUGUCUAAUCAGAGAUUGGUUGGCUCAGGGUUACGAGAAAGAGAUUUUCAUGCUGGUGGACAUCGGCACCAAGGUCCUACAGAAAUGGUCAUACCACGUCCUUCAACACAACACAGAGGAGGAAAAUAUUCAUGGGAGGAACCUAGGCCAGAUCCAGAUAAUGUCUUCAACGUAUUUGCUAGGCAUCAACGAAAUCAAGACAAACAACGACAAGGAUAUUCAACAGAACCAAAGAAAAUGGAAGAGGAGUAUAGAAAGGAACAGGUUACCUCACAACAUACAGCUCCAAAGAUUAGGUCCACACAAAAUAGCCUGCCUAGAAACAGAAGUCCAGGAGUUGGUGCUAGAACUCAUAGUCCUGGCUUUGGUUUGAGGAGUGAAAGUCUUAAAGUAUCAGUACAUCAUAGUGUUAAAUCAAGAAAUGAAGACACCAGACCAAAGACUUCAGUGAGCUUUAAACCACUACCAUCUGAUAGUGAACACGAUGAUACAUUCCAAGAAGUUUCCUAUUCUCGUCAGUUUGAGUUGAGUAAAGAUGACAGAAGUAAGCCUGAAAAAGCUUCAGUUUUAUCUCAUUCCAAACCUAGUCAAAGACAUUCUGCUGAUACAGAUACAGAUACCUCAAGUAUAGAAGACUUCUCUAGAAUAGAGGAACCAGACAGACGUUACCCACAUGUUGUACCAGAUGAUGACAACUCGACACCUAAAGCCUCAUUACGAUACUCACCCGACACAUUAGAGAGCAAGUUCUAUUCUGAACUGAACCAGUUAGAGAGUAUGGAAGAGUCCAUGCGACAGUUGACAGGGGUGGAGAGGACAAGAGCUGUCUCUAUGGCACAACAGGAAACUGUUUCACUUGCUCAGAUGUUGAAGGCUCGACAGCAAACUCAUGAAAGGGACAUGAAACUUUUGGAAAUUAAGGUUCAAAAAGAAAAGCAAGAGGCAGCUAGAAUAGAAAAAAAAAUGGAGGAGGCCAAACAAAGAAGUAAAGAAGCAUCACAGAAUGCUAAAGAUGUCAUGAUGAGGGUACGGGGGGAUGGUAAGGAAGCAGAGCCUAGCGCAAAGUACAACAAUAACAAUAAACUGGACAAUAGUGAUAACAUCAGACCCAAACGUGCUGUUAAACAGAAUCAGUCAAGCAGUGAUUACAGGGGACCAGACUCUGCCAGGUCUUAUAGUGAAAAAACAUCACUGAAAACAGCACCCUCAUAUAGUGAGAAAACAAAAACAUCUUAUACAUCAUCAAGGAGUGUGUCUAGUAAUGUAAAGACAGCCAGCGAUACACAGAAAGGUCGUGACAGUGACUCAUCCAUCAUAUCUGUCAGUGGUGCUGAUGCAAAAGAUGAGUCAAAAUCUGAGAGUAUAUUAGAAGAUAUAUCUCAAGCAUCUGGUGAUGAAUACUCUAUUAAUUUUGAUGACACAAUGACAGAAGAUGAAAUUGAAGAGAAAUCAUUCAAGGCCAUUUUACCGUCAGAAAGUCAUCGUAAACGUGCCAAAAAACAUCACCUUGAUAAUAUGUCUGUCACAUCAGAUGAAGGUUCAGUGCCAAGUACCCCACGAAUUUCGGUAGAUGACCUAGGGUCAUAUGUUCUGGGAGAAGAUUCCUUUAAUAAAUUUACAGAAGAAAUGGUCAAACAGUUUAUGAAGGAAGAGGAAAUGAGAGCUCAACACCAGACCUCUCUUCUCCAACUAAGAGAAAAAGCUCUUGUAGAGAAAACCAAAGCUGAAUUAGAGUGGUUAGAACAACAAAAACAAAGAAUUAGGAACAAAGGGGCUGAUGAUUCCUAUCCACAAAUUAUAAAGCGUCAGAGAGGACUCAAGAUGAAACUGCAAGAGCAACAGGCUGAGAUCAAAAGAAUGAGAGAGGCGAACAAAGCUGCUUCCCGAGAGAGACAAUUAUUGUUACAGCAGCGUGAAGAAAUCAGCCGACUCAGGCAGUCAACUAAACAAACUAAGGAAAAGUUGGGUGGUAGAUUAGGUCGUCCUGCAGAAGUCCACACAGAAGAUGAAUUUUAUGUUAAUGAAGAUGAAAAAGAUACAGAUAACGAAACAUCUCAAAAGAAAGAUUAUAAGUCAGACUCUGAGAUUUACACCGAACCAAAAGCUGCUGGUGGGGAGAAGAGUCUGGAUAAACUGAAGAAACUUCAUCUGGACGAGAGAUACCUGACAAAACGAGAACAACGAUUACGAGAGAGAAAGAAAUCAGCCAAAGAGUUGUUAGAUUGGAAGAAACGAUUGGAUGAGGAAGAACAAGCUGUGUUUGAAUUAGAGAAGAAAGCAUUGAAAGUUUGGGAUCAUGGGGAAAAAGGAAAAAAGAAAGAAAAAGAACCUGAAAAGUCAAAAACUCCAUCAAAGGUCAAAGAAACUCAUCCCCCAUCAGUAACACAGGAUGAUACUAUUAUCUCAGAAGCAAUAAGUUUGGCGAAGGAUGAGUCUAUAACUAAUACUCCACGUGCAGUCAGUGCCAGUGAGAGUUCUCCAGAAGAAAGACAGAGAUUAGGCAGGAGUGAAAGUGAAAGUUCUAUUAUAGAGGAAGUAAAGACAGAAUACAGUAUGUCAGAAUCAACUACUCCUGUCAAAAGUCGCAAGUCAAAGGCACCAGAUUCUGCCACUAUUGAAAGCCAGUAUAGUGAAACUUUUGAAGAUGCCACCAGUGUUCAACAAACAAAAAGUAAAAAGUCCCCACGGUCUCCGCUUGACAAGCUAAACAAGCGUGGUUUUCAGAUGGGGGCUCUAACUGGAAGAAAUAUCUCCUCACCUCGCUCUUUGUUCAGUAAAACCAGGAGCUGUUCAGAAAGUGAAUCAGAGGAAUCUAUAUCACACACAGAUUUAUCCUAUGCUGAAACUAUGUCUGAUCUCAGCGAUUUCGAAGGUCGUGUACGAGCCCUGAAUGACGAACUUCGUCAUCGAAAACAAGUUGCUGAUCGACUCAAAAGAGAGAGAAAAAGAAGGAAGAGGGAAAUACUGAAAAGUAAAGAAGAUGCAUUAAAGAAACAAAUAGAGGCUUACGACAACCAGAUUAGUCAGCUGAAAACUGAGCUACAGAAAGAGAUGGAACAUGAACCUGUAAAUAGUGUGAAACCUCAGAUCAAACAACCUAAAGUCAGUCCUACCAAGAACCUCAAAACACCCCUCAAACAGAACGAUGAAGCUCGUACUUCUAGUAACUCAAGCUAUGAUGAAUCUGCUCAGAGUUCUCCGUCAAUUCUUGAUGAUAAAGAGAGUAAACCAAUUUCACCUGACCAAAGACCAACACCUCCAAAAUCACAAAUUCCUACAAAAAUUUCAUUGGACAAAAUUUCAGAAGGAAGUGAAUCAUCCAAAUCUCUGGCGACAGUAGAGUCAAAGAAGAGAGUUACAAAUGGAGAAGAUGAAUCUAUUAAAGAAGAACUUACUGAACAAAUUCAAGAAGAAAUUUCUGAAGCAGACAGUUUCACAGACAGAUCAAAAACUUCAUCCGCAUUGCUUAAAAUACCUAAAUCUCAAAAAUCUGAGGUGAAAAGCCCAAGAGAGGAUACUGAUAGGAGUCCAAGGGACUACUCUUAUCAGGAUGACUUUACUGAAGAGAUGACAUCUCAUAAACAGAUAACAAGUGCCCGAAGCUUGCCGCCAGAAAAUGUAGACUUGAAACCUCAACCAUCUCCACGAUCAAUUACAGAAAAUGUGAUUUCGGAAGUGAUAAGUGAACAUGUAUACAGCCAUGCUGAUGAUGAUGAAUCAUUUAUUAAACCUUUGGAUAAUGUCCAUAAUGAUAACAAUGAGUAUGACGAGAGUGACAUUGAACCAAAGUCACCUCCUUCUACAACAAAAACUGAUUCACGACCAUCCAGUGGUAAAAGUAUUUCAAGUUUCUUUGAAGAAUCUGAAUCUGACCGAUCGGAAAUAGAAAAGAAGCCAACUCGUAUUACCUCCCCUGAUAAAUCUACCGAUGAAUCUCCUAUACAAACUGCCCGUCCUUCUAUGAUUCCUGGAGGUGUAUUUGAUAUAGAUCAAUUAAUUGGACCAGAUCAAGAAUUCGAUGAGGACGAGGAAACACCAUUGGCUUCUCCUAGAGAUGAGGAGCCUCCAUCUACUACCGAAGAUGAUGAAAGAACAGAAGAUUUCGUUGACUAUACUGUUGGAGAUCGUGUUCAAGUAACAGGUCCUAAUGGCACAAAAAAAUGUGGUACUCUCAUGUUCAAAGGACGGGUAAAAUUUGCCACAGGUAUUUGGGCGGGAGUCGAAUUAGAAUCUCCAGAGGGGAGAAAUGAUGGAACGUAUGAUGAUGGUCAGCGGUAUUUCACAUGCAGACAAAAUCAUGGAGUAAUGGUCCCAGCAAAUGACCUGUCUAAUGCUCCUCUUCCAAAAAUGAGGACAAGCCAGGAAAGUUUAAUUAGGAGUAGUAUGGAAAGUAAUUUAAGUGGAGAUAUGUCUGUUGACCAGGAUGAUUUAAAUCAACUUAUUCAAGAAGUGGAUGAGAAUGUACAAAACUUUGAUGAUGAUCAACAUAAACAGGAACAGGAACUGUUGGCUGACAAAAUUACAGAUAAAAUACUGGUCGACUUGGUAGAGAAAGAACGCAAUUUUAUAUCAAAGAAAAAUUCUCCGCCAGUAGCUCCCAAACCUCAGCGAACUAAAGACAGUGUUCUACAGAAUGGUUCUGAAAACAUUUUAAUGAAUGGUAAUGCAAAUGAGUUAGAAAAGGAAAAGUUUGUAACGAAAAAUUUAAAAAGUGAUAAUUUGACAAACAAACUUGUAGACACGUUAUUAGAUGAUGCUUUGACUAAAAUGAUCACAACUAGAAACAAACAACGAAACAGGGGCGGAGAAGUUACUAAUCUUAUAGAUUUCGAUGAUUUUCCUGAGGAGCAAAAGGAAAUUAAAUCAGAAAUGACACCAUCUGAAGAACUUCUUGUUGUCUUAAAUAAACCUGAACCAACUAAUGUGCCUUCUGAUGUACCUCCUCGACCAGGGUCGCCAUUGCCAGAUCCUAAAGGUUCUCGACAGAAUCACUUGAAAACAUUACAACAAGACAUCACUGAUCUGUUAGGAGGGGAGGAGGAGUAUAUAGACGAUGAUAUUAUUAAGCCUGAUAAACCUCCCCCUCCUUAUCCUGAAAGUGAAGAGCAAAGACUAAUGAAAGCUGAACUUCAAAAAAUGGUGUCGGAAGACCUUUACUAUGCAGUGCCACAUGAGUCGGAGGAAGUCCGUGGCAUUGUGGCGGAUGUUGUCGAGAUUUAUUGGCAGUCGAGACGUUGUGGUGAACCGUUAGACAAUGUUCAAAUUCCAGAUAAUUAUUUUUCAAAAGAGGACAUUAAUGGUGAUUUAGAUAGUAAUAGCAGACGGGUGUUUAAGACAUUACUGUUUGACUUAGCAGGGGAAGUGAUUAGAGACAUUUAUAAAGACGAAGAGGAGGAACCGCCUCCGUGGCAAAAACCUAAACGUAGACAACAAAAACAUUUCCGAGGUGCUUCACCUCCCACAACGAUGGAAAAUUUGACUCCUAUUGUUCAGCAAGCUGUGAUAAACACUCUAGGUUUGAAUGGCUCUCGCAAAGCCGACCGAAAUAAAUGGACGGUGCGUAAACGAAAGGAUCACGUAGACAAUAUUCUUGUUGAAGAAUUACGAGAGGAAGAACCAAGGUGGAUAAACUAUGAUGAGGACGAAUUAGCCGUCAAAAUGCAACUGACUGAUACCAUAUUUGACAUGUUAUUGAACGAUACUGUUCAAACUAUGAACAAAGUGUAUCAGAAAAAGAAAAGUAACAGAGUGUGAUCUAUGUUUAUGUGGUGAAUCAUGAAAACAUAACGUGGUUGUAAGCCCUGAAAGAAAGAUGUUCGUGUUGCAUUCAUAUAGCAAGUAAGGUUGUCAUGUGACACUCAUGUGAUAUUUUGUACGGGAGGUGGUAGUCAUGUGAUAUUGUUACAGACUUUGUAAAUAGAAUGACUAUUUAUUUUUUGUAUAGAAGUUAGGCGAGAUAUCCAGUGAUAUUGUGUGGUGCUAUUUAUGGAGGUCAUUUCUAGAUUUUAUUCAUCAUUUUGAUAAAGAAAAAUACGGAAUUAGAACAACAUUCCUGUUAUUCAUUCACUUGAGUUUCAGAUUUGCAAGCAAAUAUUUGGUUAACUGAUCUAUUGAAGAAAAACAUUGACCUAUGGAAUUUAUAUUUGAAUAAAAAGGACACUACUGAAUUCAGUUUGUGAAAAAAAAAAAACAUGUUCAUAAUCAUGAAGUUCCUUAAAGAAAGAAGCACUUGGUAACAAAAUCAUUUUAGAUAAUUAUAUAUCAUUGUUUGAAGUUGAAUGACAUUUAAAACUUUUUAGAACAAUUAUAUAGGGUUUUGAGAAUGCAACCAUACCUUAAAAAAAAGCACCAAAAACAUUUGCUCAAACAUAUUUGAGUUGCUUCCCUUUGCUCAUAUUCAACACUAUAAAUGAGUACUAUUAAAAUGGCAUAUAUGAAAAAACAUUCCGUCCAGUCAUUAUCAUAUCAUUACUACAUCAAAUUCGAUGCUGAAUAAUCUCAUUGUUAAAAUGGCUGAAAAAUCCGUCCUCAUGAAAUCCCACCUCAUUUUUGUUGUAUACUGCAAAAGUAAACCUUUUACAAUUAGCAUUAUGUUUAUGAGAAUAAUAACUAGAUUUAACAUUAAUGUAUUGAAAAGGCACAAUUUUUUUUUUGUGUAGUUUGAAUUUUAACAAAAUUUCAAACACUGCCAUAGUAAGUAUAGAUCUAAUCAUCUUAAUUGUUUUAAACUUUGAUUUUGCAAGCAUGGAUAAAUUAACUCUUAAUUCGAAAACAAAGAAGAAUGUGUGACCUCUGUCAUUCGAAAACUAGCUCAAACGGCACAAGUAUCCUGCCUUGCCUUCAGACAAAGGUUUGAUGAUAAAGAAUUGAUAGUAGUCUGUAUUUUAGAGAUUGUAAUUUUGUAGAUUAAGACUUUCAUGCAAAACAAUUAUAUGAAAUGGGAGAUUUGGCAAAAAUUAAAACUAAUCAAAUUUGUUCAAGCAGUGAAAUUGGAAAAUAUAAUCUUGUAUGAAUUUCAAGACUUCCUGUAUGUGAAAUUUGUGUGUUACUUUAUUUUUGUUUAAUACACAGAAUUAGCAUUUAAACUUUGAAAUGGAUUAGUUUGUUUUUUGUAGAAGAAAAAAAACAUAUAUCCGGUUCUGUUUAAUUAUAUUUAUUAUGAGACAGAUAAUGCAUUUAUUUUUGUGUUUUUAAACUGAGGCAUUUAAAUUUCGAUUCAUUUAAAUCUAGGAUUUUAAAAGGUGCACCUGCUGCUUGUUUUGUAUUUUAUAAGACUUCAUUAAUGGUUUGUGUUAGUUUGUUUAUUUCAAAGGGAAUCCAGGAUUUUUAAAAGCAGGCCAAACAUUCCAGGAAAACUUGUUCUCCAAUCUUUUUUUUUACAAUGUAAACAAAUUUAUAUGCAUAUAAGCAUAUGGUCACCAUGGCAAUACAAUAAUAAAAUUUAGGAAAUACAGUGCUAUCUUGUAGUGCCAAACAUUUCUAUGUGCCACUUGUAUUGUAUUGAUUAUUGUUUUGUUUUUUUAAAUUGAAAUUUACUACAUUUAUAUUUUACAAAAUGUCAAUGUAAUAAAAAAAAUUCUACAGAAAAUACGGUUGAACAUUUUUCAUCUUAAGCAUAACAAGGUUUAUGAUAUUCAAUGCCUGUUUCAAAUUUUUAAGGUAAAACUUUGUCUCUAAUCUGUGCUAUGGGAAGAUUACAGUUUUGUUUAUUGAUUUCAGUGCUUUUGAUCAGAAUUAUUUGUGGCAUCUCAGAUGGUUCAAAUACUGUGUAAAUAUUAACUAUAAAGGGAAAUAACUCCAAAUAAUUCCUCAGCUUUAUAUUUGACAACAUAUAGUUUGUAUAUUCUUAGAGGGCAGCAUCUGUUUAUAUCUGUAGAUGUCUAUUUAUUUAUUACAUUGUAUACAAUGUACAGAAUUUUUUAUUUAUUAUAUUUAUUAGAUCUUGUACAAGUCGUUAUACUUUAAAGAAACUCAAUAUUUGCCCUGUAAAAUCCACCGAGGUUUACAUGAUAUUAUUAUAUAUUGUUUAUAUAAAUAAGUUAUGUUUUAUAUUUGUUAUAAGAUCUGAUUUUAGCAAAAAAUAUGUUUAAUAAAGUUGCUGUUUUAUGUUUUGAAUGUGGCAUUAAAUCAGUUUUUGUUUUCUCAAGAAUCAAUCAAUUUUGACAAAUUUGUUAAUGAAUUACUGAACUUGUUUUUAUUUUCUGUCUCCUUUCUUCUAAAUGUUCGUAAUAAAUGACUAUUACUUUAAAGUCUAUAAAGCAAGAUAUAUUCUUUUGGAAGGUUGUGCACAUGGAAAUAUAGAUUUUGGGUUUUUAUUAAUAUCACAAAUAACAAAAGUAAUGAUUUCUGGGAAUUAUAUAUAACAUUUAUAAUGGGGUUGAAUACCAAAUUUGAUUGAUGCCUUGUUGUUUCCCCCAAAAUAUGAAGCUGGUUUUUCUUGUUAGACAAUUAAAUCUGAAGAAAAUUUACUGUGCUGUGUUAUGACCAAAGAUCUGCAACAAUGUUUAGCAAAAUUUUACAGACCAUUCCUUUCUCAAUUGCAAAAGAAUUGUACUUAAAAUGUGAUUUCUUGGUAACACUGGAUUAAUUCAUUUAACUCUUACCGUCUGAUCUAAUUUCAACCAUACUAGGUGACAAAUGAAUAUAUUUACAAGGUACUGAUUUAUCAAUGUACAAACAUUUCCAAUUUUGUUUUGUCAACCAAUGAAAUUCCCUUAUUUAGUCAUAUGCAAAUUAAACCAGAUUUCAAAGUUUCAAAUGUCAUAGUUCCCUCCUUACUUCAGAAAGUUCUGUCCUACAAAGAAACAAUAAAAUACAAAUUAAGUCACUGGCAGAUCAUUUUAUUUCAUGUUGAUCAUUGAUAUUAUUUGCUGUAGAAAGUUCUUCCAUUCAAGCAUAGAAAUAAAACAUUUCUAAUUUCCUGAAUAUUUUUCUUUUAAUUAUUAUGGGUUUUUUUUUUGUGACAAGCUGUUUAAAAAUUUAGAGAAAGUUUUGUGUUUAAAAUUUAAGCCAUCAUACAAAUUUAUGAUUAUAUUCUGCAAAGAUAUUCUAACUUUGCCGUGAAAUAUAGGGACCAAAUUACUCUAAAAUAUUUCCUGGCUCAGUUUUCCUUAGUGCUCUUGCUCUCAAGAAACACAAGAUGUAGUCAGUAUUAGUUUUACAAUUAUGACAAAGUGUUAAUUGUCCAUUCUAUGUUGACAGUGUAAUUAAUCUAUAAAUAGAUUUAGUCAACAAUAAUAUUUUGUAUUUUUUCAUAAGAAUAUUUUGUAUAUUUGUAGUCAUUCAUUUCAUUUUUGUAAUCUAUGCAAAAAUUGUAACACUUGUGCUUCUCAGCAGUAGAGGCAUAGAAAAUAAAAUCUAACAGAAAAAUGA